UAAUGCAGCCAUCGGCUUGUCUGCUUGUCAGCUUGGCCUCCACCAUCUUCGCGCAGAGCUGCCACGUCGGCCAGAAAUACUGCGGCGACUGGCUGAUGGAAGUGCACAAUUACUCUGAAGCCACGCUCUGGGACGCCGUGGAACUGAACCCGAGCGUGCCUGCUCCUCUCCGCGAUCGGAUCCAAGACGGCCUGUUCCAGUGUGACACGACGCGCGGAGAGGUCAAGUAUGUCGAGUAUUGUUGGAAUCAUUGCCAGGAGAUUGGGAGGGAUGGGUGGAGUGAUUCGUGUCGGCCUCCGGAUAAGAAGUAGUCGGGGAUUUCUGUGGUAAUGGAUUUGGAAGACUAUCUUAUAUGUCUGGUUAUUACUAUGGAUAUUCAAUUUCGUCAUGAUUGAACGGU
Molecule: messenger RNA, 400 nt
Organism: Penicilliopsis zonata CBS 506.65
Lineage: Eukaryota; Fungi; Ascomycota; Eurotiomycetes; Eurotiales; Aspergillaceae
Exons: 3
Source: RefSeq, a predicted model, not a curated record